CGAUCGUCUGCUGCUGCUGCUGCUGUUGUCGAUCGCACUGCAUCCAACGCUCGCCACACCAUGGGCCUGUUCACUCCGUUCCGCGCCAUCGGCUAUGUCACCAGCGAUGUUCCCGUCUCGAUCCAGGCUCGCGGGCAGUCGUAUUUCUUGACGACCUCGAUUGGCAAUUCGUUCCAGAUAUACGAUAUGGCCAAGAUGGGUCUUUUGUUCGUUGGCCCCCAGACUCCAGCCCCGAUAACGGCGAUUCUGUCGCAUGGCGACUUGACCUUUGCGGCAUGCGGGUCCGGCGAGAUCAUUGUCUACGAGCGCGCGAAGGAGAUCGACCGAUGGACAUCUCCCAACAGCACAGCUGAGAUUGUGCAGCUGUGCAUCUUUGGCGAUUUGCUUCUGGCCAUCUGCGACGACAAUGUGCUCCGGAUCUGGAACCACGCCGGCCGAGAAUACUACAACGAGCUCUCGUUCGGGCCUGGAUUCCGCGCCACCUCGAUCAUUCACCCGAGCACCUAUCUAAACAAGAUUCUUGUCGGAAGCCAGCAGGGCGAGCUGCAGCUCUGGAACAUUCGAACAAUGAAACUGAUUUACGAGUUCCCGACGUUCGAAUCGAGCAUCACCUACCUUGCACAGUCUCCGGUUGUCGACGUCGUUGCAAUUGGCCUCCUGGAUGGCACAACGGUGAUCCACAACAUCCGAUACGACGAGGAAAUCAUGCGGUUCAAGCAGGACGGCAAAGUCACUGCAAUUUCUUUCCGCACAGACGAUAAGCACAUCAUGGCAACCGCAAACAUGAGCGGCGACAUUGCGCUCUGGGACCUGGACCAACGCAAGCUAGCGCACACUAUGAAAGGCGCCCACGACGGUAACGUCACCACGAUUCAGUAUCUCAACGGGCAGCCCGUGCUCGUCACGGCCGGAACGGACAACUCGAUCAAGCAGUGGAUCUUUGAUAAUCUCGAUGGACAGCCGCGAGUUCUUCGAUCGCGCAGCGGACACCACCAGCCCCCAACCCUCGUUCGCCACUACGGUCCUGACGGACACAUUCUCCUCACUGCCGGACGGGACCGGUCUCUGCGCAUGUACUCGAUCAUCCGCGAUGCUCAAAACUGCGAGCUUUCGCAAGGAUCGCUCGAGAAAAAGUCCAAGCUCGUUGCUAUGAAGAUUGACGAGCUGAAGCUUCCGCAGAUCAUCCAGAUUGCUGCAUCCGAGGCCAAGGAAAAAGAAUGGGACAAUAUCAUAACCGCACACUCGGGCGAGUAUCAGGCCCGGACGUGGGAGUUUCAGCGCAAGGCAAUCGGAAAGCAUCUGCUCGCCACCACUGAUGGAUCGUUUGUCAAGUCUGUCGCGAUCAGCAGUUGCGGUAACUUUGGAUACGUCGGCUCAACCAAGGGCUUGGUCGAUAUGUACAACCUGCAGUCGGGUCUGCACCGAAGGACCUUUGGAGGCUCCCAAGGACACACAAGAGCUGUCGUUGGGAUCUUGACAGAUAAUGUCAAUCAAGUCCUGAUUACUGGCUCGCUUGACGGAACAGUCAAGAUCUGGAGCGUUCCUAAGGGCCACUUGAUCGGCACGGUGCAGCUGGAGACACCGGUUUCACUCUUGACGAUCCACAAGGAAAGCGGCCUGGUUGCUGUGUCGUGCGACGAUCUGUGCAUCCGAGUCAUGGACAUUGAAACGCGCAAGAUUGUCCGUGAGUUCUGGGGACACCGCAAUCGAGUAACCGACCUGACCUUCAGCCCCGACGCACGAUGGCUGGUGUCGACCUCCCUCGACGGCACCAUUCGAACAUGGGAUCUGCCGACGGGAUAUUUGAUCGACUGCUUCAAGGUUGCCAACGUCGCCACGAGCGUGUCGUUUUCGCCCAAGGGCGACUUUCUGUCGACCACCCAUGUCGACCACGUUGGCGUGUUUUUGUGGUCGAAUCGCAUGAUGUUUUCAAACAUCUCGCUGCGCAACCUCAACGAGGAGGACGUGGACCAAGUGCUGGUGGCCCUGCCGACCGCGGCCAAGCUGGACGACACCAUCCACGACGACGAAGAUGCGGGCGAGCCUGCCAAGAACGAUGAGCAAGAUGAGGGCCAGACCGACGACGAGCUCCUUUCGCUCGAGGCCAUUACCGACAAAAUGAUUAUGCUCUCGACACUUCCAAAGUCUCGGUGGCAGAACCUCCUCAAUCUGGAAGCCAUCAAGAAGCGCAACAAGCCCGCCGAGGCGCCAAAGCAGCCCGAGAAAGCGCCGUUCUUCCUGCCGACGCUGCCUGGCGUGACAACAAAGUUUGACUUUGAAAGCGCCACCAAGGAUCGUGCCGACGACACGGAGACUCGGAGCCAUGUGCUCAAGCUGAAGGACAUCAAUCCCACCUCGCACUUUGCAGAAGCACUCAAGGCCGGCCACCUGUCGAAUGAUUACUCUCAAUUCAUCGAUUUCGUCAAAACGCUGUCGCCGUCGAGCAUCGACUUUGAGCUCCGCACGCUGAGUCCCGAGGACGACCACGCCCAGUUUGUAUAUCUCCUGCGGGCCUUGCGGCAACAUCUCGAGAAGCGCCGGGACUUUGAGCUGAUCGAGGCGUACCUGGGCGCCUUCUUGAAGAUCCACGGCGACGUCAUGGUGUCCCAGAGCGACAACGAAAGCCUGCAGUUGGAGCUGCAGCUUGUGAAAGAGGAGCACCAGCGAACCUGGGGCGUGCUGGAGUCGCAGCUGCACUAUGCUCUCUGUCUUGUCCAGUUUGCAAAGGGCAGUUGAUUCGGCGCACGGGAAGGCAGGCGGGGCCGCAAAUGCAAGACAGCGUGCGCUUGGCCUUGGCGCCAUCCAUGUGUCUGCGAGCCCAGGUCAUGAAUACAAGCAUCCGCGAUCUGCCGAAC
This is a messenger RNA of Polychytrium aggregatum, 2855 nucleotides long. RefSeq names its product Utp21 specific WD40 associated putative domain-containing protein. Gene Ontology annotation, cellular component: Pwp2p-containing subcomplex of 90S preribosome; small-subunit processome. The coding region runs from base 61 to 2736 and encodes 891 amino acids. The record is from RefSeq and is a predicted model, not a curated record. Gene Ontology annotation, biological process: rRNA processing. Gene Ontology annotation, molecular function: protein binding. The transcript is spliced from 16 exons. Lineage: Eukaryota; Fungi; Chytridiomycota; Chytridiomycetes; Polychytriales.